CAAUUACACCACGCGCCAGCUUCCGUCACAAUCAGUAUAAACAACGGCUGCAAUAUCAUCGGUAUACCGAUGUGGUUGUGGAUGCGUGCGAAUUGAAAAAAAUGGCACAACAGAAUGUUGAUAAUGAAACUAAACCUCUCACACAAGCAUACCUUACGGAGAAGCCGAAGAUACAACCUAAAUAUGACGUGCAUCGCGAUGUGUUAUCACACGAGUUGGUCAUCAAACAGACCGGCUAUGGGGCACGCGACAAAAGCAUCCCAUCGGGCAUGCGUCGCUCAUGGAGUAAUUGGUCCUUCCUCUCCCUGUUCGCCGGCAUUGUUCCGAUAGUGCAAUGGUUGCCGCGCUACUCGCUGCGACGUGAUACAAUGGGUGAUAUUGUAGCAGGCAUUACUGUGGCCAUUAUGAAUAUACCACAUGGCAUGGCCUAUGGUAUACUUGCUGGUGUGACACCUGGCUGUGGACUUGCACUCGCCAUAUUCCCGGUGUUAGUGUAUAUGGUGUUGGGUACAUCUAGGCACAUAUCGAUUGGAACUUUUGCUGUGAUAUCUAUGAUGACCUUGAAAGUGGUGCAAACAUACGCAACGGAGGAUCAUGGAAAAUUAGCGCCACAGAUAGUGGGCCUAAACGAUACGGCGGCGGAAUUGGCGGAAACUGUGAGGGUAGCAGAGAUAAUAACGCCGAUAGAGGUGGCAACAGCUUUAGCGUUUUGUACGGGACUUUUACAUCUUAUCAUGGGUUUCUUCCGCCUGGGCACUUUAGCAGCUCUCCUUAGCGACCCUCUGGUUAAUGGCUUCACCACCGGCGCUGCCGUACAUGUCAUCGUUAGCCAACUGAAGGAUGUACUCGGUGUUCAAGUACCACGUUAUAAGGGUGCCUUUAAGGUCAUCUACACCGUCAUCGACCUCUUCAAAUCCAUACCAAAAACAAAUAUCAUAGCACUGACCAUAUGCUUUUGUAUCAUUAUCUUUAUGACGAUCUGUAAUGAGUUCCUUAAACCUUGUCUACGUAAACGCUGUCGUCUACCCUUUCCGGGCGAGUUGAUUUCAGUCAUUGGUGGCACUUUGGUCUCACGUCUGCUCGAUGUGCAUGGCAACUAUGAUGUAACAUUAGUCGGUGAUAUUCCAAAGGGCUUACCAAUGCCCGAACUGCCGCGAAUGGAUCUAAUACCCAUGGUGGCGGUAGACUCAAUAGCGAUUGCAAUUGUGAGCUUUUCUGUGGUCAUGUCUAUGGGCAUAACAUUCGCUAAGAAACAUUCGUAUGAGGUGCGUGCCAAUCAAGAGCUUUUCGCUUUGGGUAUGGCAAAUUGUAUAUCCAGUUGUUUCUCCUGUUAUCCAUUGGCAUGUUCACUCUCGCGUUCUGUGAUACAAGAGCAAACGGGUGGUGUGACCCAGCUGGCGUCACUCGUAUCGGCAAUACUCAUCAUAAUGACGUUACUAUGGUUGGGUCCGUUCUUCAGCACACUACCGAGGUGCGUGCUGGCUGGUGUGAUUAUUGUUGCCUUGAAGCCGAUGUUCAUGCAGGCGAAAGAGCUGAAGAAAUACUCCAAACAGGGUAAAUUGGAACUUCUCACAUGGAUUGCAACUUUCUUAUCUGUGGUGUUGAUCGACAUUGACUAUGGUCUCCUUAUUGGCAUUUUCAUAUCACUGCUGGCACUGUAUAUUAAAGGCCUCAAACCCUAUUGCUGCUUGUUGGGCAUAAUACCCGAAGCGGCUGCCGUCUAUGUGGAUCUCAAUCAUCAUCGCAAUGCAGUCGAAGUGCCUGAAACGAAAAUCUUCCGCUAUGUUGGAUCGUUGAACUUCGCCAGCAAUAUGUAUUUCCGGCAUUCGCUGUACAACGUCAUCGGCUUGGAUACAAAAAAACUGCAACGUAGUAAGAAAGCGGUGAAAGCGAACGGCGCCACAACCGAGAAUGGUCAAGCGGGACAGCUGAAUGAUUUUCGAUUUUUGGUGCUGGAUUUCUCCAUGCUGGGACAUGUUGAUGUGGCUGGUUGUAAGGCCAUAACGGAUAUGAUGAAAGAGCUAAAAGUGUUGGGUGUGCGUAUUUUCGUUUCCAGUCCAUCUGAUCGCGUUUACGAUACCUUAGUGCACAGCAUGGCAUUAGGUGAGGGGCCAUUCGAAAUCUUUCCCACUCUACAUGAUGCAGUGGAAUAUGCCAAUGCUUGUCGGGUAGCGUGAGGAAGAAUGGCACGGUGGGGAAAUGGAUAAGAGAGAUUUAAGCCUUUCGUUUGUGGCAUGUAGCUACGGUGUUUAGUGAGCACCCUGUAAAUGUGUAGCUGUGAAAAAAACUCCGAUAAACUAUGUCGCUAUUAGCUAAGCAGAGUUGUAUAGAAAAUUUUAAGAAAUUUACAGUGUAUACAGCAUAGAUAUUUAUACUAUAUAUACACAUACAAAAUUUAGCGAGCUUUAAAAAUGAGUGAGUGCUGAGACAAACAAACAAAAAAUAACUAGUUAAAGCGUAAUAUUAAUAAAGGGUCUUUCAAAAGUGACACUUAGAUGCCAGUAGAGAAUAAUUGAAUAGGGGGUAACUUUUUUUUAUGUAAUCUUUGACAUUUGUACAAUUUUACACGAUGGAACAACGCGUUAAAGUUAGUGAAAUUUAUGAUGAAAAUGGUCACCCUUUUGGAUCACCGCUCCAAAAUACCUUGCAUCAGCAAGACUUUUACUGAUUAUUCGAAUGAAAAAGAAUGUUACAGGAUUAGGUAGGUAGGUGAAAUGGUUGAAGUGCCAGUCUGGCACUCCUCAAGUAGCACUAAACCGCCGUUUUGAUACCAAAAUUAUUUAUUUUCCUCAAACUUUAACAAAAAAAUAGUGUAAUUUAUUGCGGAUUAUUCUGUUCUUCGUGAGUUUUUGUUCGCGGCUUAUUCCAUCGAAUGAUGCAAAAGCGUUAAGAACAACAUAUGGCAAAAUUUGCGUUUUUUUUAAUGGAAAUAAUCGUUUGCAUAAGUCGAAAAUUAAAGGUUGGUGAAAAAAGUUCAAGCAAUCGAUUCUGUGGAGGAUAGAAAAAGACUGCCUAACAACACUGGGGGGUUUUUUAAGCAAAGUCUAUGUAAAUAAUUCAACAACGAUUGCAGCUAUCCAACAUUCGGAUCGAGAUUGCUGAACUAGUGGAAACAAUCAUCCGAAUGAGUCGACAAUUGGUUUGUGGAAAAAUUUCAAGAAACUGGCUCUGUCGAGUAUAGAAAGAAAUGACAGACCAAAAUGGGGUUUUUUGGGAAGCAAAUUCUAUAUAAAUAAACCAACAACAAUUCCAGCGAUCCAACAUUCGGAUCGAGAAUGCUGUAUUUAGUGGAAACAAUCAUCCGAAUGAGUCGACAAUUCAAAGAUUGCUCUAAAAAUGUCAAGAAUCUGAUUCUAUGGAGGUUGUAGAGGCUGAGUAACCUUCAACACCGAUGCAUAUCCCGACGUUCCCAAACAAUUAAUUAUUCAUGAAUCGACUGUUUGGCGCAUUUUACUUGUAGACGUGCUAAUGGUGGGCAUUCAAGUGAUGUCAUGCCCUAUUUCGCAUAAAAAUAGUGUAUCUUUUGAAGAACCCUUUAUACAGACUUGUAUAAAUUUAAUGCGUAUAUUUUGCCGUGAAUACACUUACAUUUUUUUCUUUAACUGUAAUUGGUACCACCUAAAAUGUACAACGACAUUAAUUAAUCACAAAUAUAUUUAUUUUUAUGCAUACAAAAUGAAAGGAAAAUUAUGUAGCGUAAGCCAAAGUGAAAAGUUAUGUAUAUUAAAUAUAAAAAUAUGUUGUUACUUAGAAAAUUCAUUACCAUUUGAGGUAUACCUAUGUAAAUUGUAAAUAAUAUACAACUACUAGGGUAGUAAAUAUGUACUAAGUAGAUGUAGCAUGACUUGAAAUAUUUAAAUUUAUAGAAGCAAAUUUGAAUUUAUAGAAAUUGUAAAUGCUUACCAACAAAGUUUUUUAAUACAAACUUGAAUUUUUGUUAAAAUUUACUCAAAAAACAGAAGCUAAAUAAAUUCAUUUUAUCUCCAAAAAAUGGUAGGAUAGUCAAAGCAUUGGCCCAUAAGUCGAAUUCAUGCAUGUUGAACGCGUUAAGGGGUUAGGGGUAGUCAGAGGCCCGAAAAAAUGAUGAUUUUCAAUAAUGAUUUUUUGCUAGUCAAUUGCUUUAUUUUACAAAAAAAAACAUAGCAUUACGACAUCAUGUUUCGACUUGACUUUAGUAAAAUUUCAAAAAAAAAAAUUGUAAAAAUUAAAAUCCGGAAGUCCCUUGCGGUUCUUCACAAGUCCUUGGAGAAUCAUCUAAAAUCAAUCGGACAAGUGAAACUCCUUUUAUUAAUAGAUAAUCUUCUGCCUGAUUGAGGCUUCUUUUUUUUUUUUUUUUUUUUUUCAAAAUUAAAAUUAUGGCGGCCUCAGGAAAUAUUUUUCAGAUUUUUGAGAAAAAAAAACCAACAAUUAAUUGUUUAAAAAAAUUGAAAUUUUUAAAUAAAAAAUCUUUCGAUCAGGCACGAGUUUUUUAAGUUUUUCAAAAGCGGUAUAAAUUUUAUUGAAAUCUACCAAGUUUUACCGGUUUUAAGUUACAGUGAUCACCAGUUCAAAAAACAUAGUUUUGAGAAAAACGCAUUUAAAGUUUUGCUAUCUGCUCCGGAGUACCCGAGCGCCCUUUGUUAAUUGUUGAAUAACUCGAAAAAUAUUUGUCGGACUCACUUAUAAUUUUCACACAAUACUUUUAAGAUAUUUUACUUGAACUAAAUUAAAAAUAUGUAUACAUCUGCAUUGCGUGUAAAAUGCAAAAAAAAAUCCAAUAAAUUCUGACUACCUCUAACCCCUUAAACUCGCGGUUUCAUAAAUCACAGCACCGAUUGCGCAUUUUUGGUUUCCGGGCACGUUUAGUCUGGCAAAAGAUGUUUAGCAGCCGCGCUAUUGCUAUGCUACCUGCCGCCAAGACAUUCCUCUCCAAGGCGGUUUGGCAGCACAAAUAAACAUUCAAAAAGUGAAAAAGAAAAAAAUAACAUUUCAAGGAAAGCGCUUAAAAAUAGCCUAUACUCGUAUAUUUUUAAAGUGAAGAGCACUAAAAUAUUUUUUUGUAAUAUAAUUUCUUACAAACGCCAAGUAUGAAAAGUCCAAAAAUUGUGAUCAUUCAUAACCUAGCAAUUCAAUUACUACGAAGACUAAGCAACUAAGGAUGUGUAAAUUAAUAUAUAAAUGUAAAUAUAUAUGUGUGUAAGCAAAGAUGUUGUGCAAUAAUAGAAAACAAUAUUUAGUUAAGUGAAUAUUUACAUAACUAUUUAGCGACUAUACCACAUACGAACAAAACAAGUGCCUCCACGAAAGCCAGCGAUGGUAGGCGCAUAACUGCUGCUAAAGCAUAUAGGAUACAUAAAGAUUGCUUUAGAAUAACUGAAUUCAGGGUGAAAGCGAUAAAAGAUUGUAAAAAUAAAAUAUACAUUAAAUGUUAUAUAUUUUCAAUACUGAACUUAUAAACGAAAUGAAGACUAAUACAAGGUGAAGUUCAAAAUAAACAAGGCUGGGGUCAUAAACUAUUUUUGAUGGGACCAUCUUUUUAACGUGUUAGUGCGUUAGAAGUUACAUCCCUAGUUGACUACCAGUGACAUUCAGUUUAAUAGAAGCGAAGUUAUUGCGUCUAAAGUGUCAGUAUGUUUGUGUCAUCGGUACAAAAUUGAGUUUCGAACAAAGAGCUAAUAUCAAAUUUUGUUUUAAAAUCGGUAAAACGUUUACCGAAAUAUUUGAAUUGAUGAAAAAAGUUUAUGGCGACGUUUGUGCCAGAGUUCAUGAGUGGUUUAUACGAAGGAGAUGGUUGUGAGGACAUAAAUGGCAAAGAACAUCAUCAAAAUCAGCAA
Molecule: messenger RNA, 5813 nt
Organism: Anastrepha ludens (Mexican fruit fly)
Lineage: Eukaryota; Metazoa; Arthropoda; Insecta; Diptera; Tephritidae
Gene: Prestin
Product: solute carrier family 26 member 6
Exons: 6
Coding region: 102-2177 (691 amino acids)
Biological process (GO): transmembrane transport
Cellular component (GO): membrane
Molecular function (GO): sulfate transmembrane transporter activity; oxalate transmembrane transporter activity; bicarbonate transmembrane transporter activity
Source: RefSeq, a predicted model, not a curated record